UGUAAAUUGUUGUUGUGUGGAGGAAGGAUAUUUUGGUCUGGGUAUUUAAGGGAAGCUGGCAAAAUGUUCUGUGGAAUUCUUACCAAGAUGAACCCCAUGGUGCUGUGUGUGCCUUUAGACACACAGCACUGUGUUUUUUCCGAUCGAUUAGUUUAAGUGUACUUAGACCGUAGGGGCUGUAUGUUGUCUGACCAAUCUAAAUAGGGUAAGUCUCAAAACUCUGGUUAUUGGAAUAUUAUUCUAACUAAGUGUACAUAGGAAACUGGCACGAUUAUAUAAAGCUAUAUAAAGUAAGAUUGUUCUAUUUAUCUCUAUGGGGUGGUCAUGACCUCUGGUUAGAAAUAAUCAUUACUUUAAUUAAGUUUUAUAGUCUAAGGGGACUAGAUCAAAUAAUGCUUUCUGAGUAUUAGUCAUAGAACCUCUGGCAGUGACCAAGACUGACGAGUUUGUGACCAUGAGAUCCGCGUGUAACGGCCGGCACGAGACUCUAUGCGACAAUGAGAAUCGGACGAAGGAGUGUAAUUUAGAAUAAGGCAGAAGAAUCAAACAUUGACCCAAAUUGCAUGAUUAUUAUCACGCAUAAUAUUCAAAUACAAAUAAUAUCAUUCAACAAGGUUUUCCUUUUUUCUUUUGGAGGCAGAUAAAAUUACACAAUGUUAAAAUAACGUUAACAAUAACAACCCAGAGUACUGGAAAGACAGAACGCGUGCAUGCCUUCGCCAUGCCACUUGGACUCCGCCAUUGGGCCAGUGGGUGGUUGGUGGUUCUUCUUCUCUCACAUUUUUCACCACCUUACAACACUAUUAUAGUAUAUCUCAAAUUUUACACAGAUCCAGUUAAGCGUUUGUUUUAGUAUGAUUUUAUUUGUGUAUGUUGGGCUGUACAAAGGCUGUACGUUUUCAAAGAUGAUUUUAAUACAGAUAAGGAGGGGGAUAACAGUUUGAGGUAGCUAGUUCCACAGAGCUAACACGGAAAAAGCUCUGUCACCUUUGGAUUUCAUGCUGGACCGAGGGACAGUUAACAAUUUGUCAGAAUAUAAUCUUCGGGGGGAGUAUGGGCAAAUAAGGUCAGAAAUAUAAGAUGGAGCCAAUCCGUGCAAGGCUUUGAAUUCAAAAGUUAAAACCUUGAAAUCAAUUCUAAAUUUAACUGGAAGCCAUGUAAAUGUGUUAAAGUAGGGGUAAUAUGAUCAUUCUUUUUUCCCUCAUUAAAAGUGAGCUGCAGCAUUUUGAACCAGUUGCAAACAUGAUAAGGAAAACUGGUUGACACCAGCAUAUAAAGCUGUUAUCAUGACCCUGCCUCAUCUUGUCUUGCUUUUCUAGUCUUGCGGCAGGGUCAUGACAGCCCCACGUGUUUUGUGUGGAAGCGCAUGGUCAUUGUUUGUUUAUGAUGGCCGUGUGCUCUCCUAUCUCAUCUCUUGAUCCUGUUGUUACUGUGUGUUAUUAGUUUUGAGCAGUUGUUAUCUGGGAAUAAUGAACCUGCAAAUGCCGCGACUGGCCAGUCAGAAUCAAGCAUUCCAAUGAGCCGCCUAUAAAUAAAAAUACGGAAUAGAAAGGAAGAUUUAAUUCACAGAAGCUGUUUUUUUGCACCCAUAGUGCAAAAUACUGAAAAUCCAUUUAUUCUUUUCAAUUAGUAUCAUGUGAUUUGUUGAUGUUAAGAUUGCCUGUUUAGUUAUUUCAUUAUAGUCUUGAGAGAGGUUAAGACUUUUUAAUGAUUUUAAAAUAGCUGCUGUCACAAGAUGUAAUAGACACUGUUUGGCAACCAAACAGCAGAGUUAUGGAUUAAGCCAUUGAUCAGUAAAUAAUAACAGAUGAGAAUCUAAAUAUCAUUGUGUUUCUUUGCACAGAUUCAUGUUCAGUUUCGCUUUUGUUUUCUUUGAACACAUUUAGGCGUGUCUCUCUAUUUAUUUAUAACUCUGCCCGACAGUACAGGUGAAGAUGUGCAUGCUGUUUAAGAAGUUUUAGCUGUUUAAUGUUCUGUGAUUCCACAGAUCUGAAAUGGCCAUAAUAAAACUAUUGGCAUUUGUGGCAUGUGUCUGGAUUGGCUCUACUGUUGACUCUGACCGUCAAUUUUACUCAUCAAUGGAUCAAGUCAUGCAGCUUGUGGAGGAAGAAAAAUACUUUCUGAAGCUCGUCAGUUCAUAUAUCAAGGCUGAACAGGGGAAUUUAACAGCACUCAAGAGCAAUCUUCAGACUCUUAAAUGGCUCUCAGACUCAGAGGACCCUGAGAAAACCAUGAGUGACCCUGUGGUAGCUUACAAACUCAUCAGAAGACUGGUUGUUGAUUGGCCGUACAUUACAGAAUCAACUCAAAUAAGACAAUAUAAAGACUAUCAGGAAUGGUCGCGCUCAGAUCCACCAAGGUUUCCAACAUGGGGGGAUGUGAUGGGUGCAGCUUUGGGACUGAUUACACUGCAAGAAAUCUACAAACUCUACCCAGAAGACAUCAUAAGAGGAACGCCUGUCAAUGUGGAUGAAGCUUUCUGCGUGGGGUCUGUCGCUGAUCAGCAUCAUAAAUACCAGCAUGCCUUUCACUGGUAUCUGUAUGGUCUGAAAAUGCUAAAUCAUCCAGAAUUCUUACUUCCACUACAACGUGUUACAAAGAAAGGUUUGCUAGAGAACCUGGGCCUCUCAGCACGUGCAUUUGGAAGCCCGUCUGUGACACUCGAUUUCUACCACCAACUUCUUGAUCUGAUGCCAUGUUAUGGGGAUGCUACAAAUCCUUGGAAUGAGCUAUUUACAACCUAUUUACGACCUGAACCCACCAGAACUCCAGAGCCUGAUAUAUACGCACUAAAUACAACGUCAAGUAACUCGUAUGAGGCAUUGUGCAGAGGAGACACUGACCAGAGGACCUCCAGGAGGCAGAGGGCGCUGUCUUGUAGAUACAGCACUGGUGGAGGAAACCCCAGACUGAUUUUGGCACCACUGAAAGAGGAGAUUGAAUGGAAUGAGCCCCGAAUCAUCAGAUAUCAUGACAUAUUAUCAGACAAAGAGAUUGAAACCUUGAAAAAUAUAGCUAGACCUAAGAAAUCGAGACUCAUCAGACCAGGCAACAUUUUUCCAGUCUUCAACUGUCCAAUUUUGCUUUCUAGGCCUGAAGCAAACAUGCCACAAGAAGACUUAAAUGUUCGUGUUUUUCAAAGUGUUUUUCUGACAGAAGACAACAUUGUAGUUGAUCGUGUCAAUCAAAGGAUUGCAGAUGCUACAGGACUGUCUAUAGAAACGGCUGAACCUCUACAUGUUCAGAAUUAUGGGAUUGGAGGCAGAGAUGAGCCAUCUCAUGACACAUUGGAUGCAGAGAGGGACAUGAUUGCUACAUUCUUAACUUAUAUGAGUGAUGUGGAUAUAGGAGGUGCCACUGUAUUCCCUGAAAGUGGAGUUGCGCUGAAACCGAAAAAGGGUUCAGCUGUGUUUUGGUACAAGCUCCACAAGAAUGGUACAAUCGAUCCAAAAACACAGCAUGAAGGAUGCCCUGUGCUUCUGGGUAAUAAAUGGGUGGCUAACAAAUGGAUCCGUACGUUUGGACAGGAGUUCAGGAGACCCUGUUCUUUGUCAGAGUGGGAGUGAAAGACACAUUACACGAACCACUUACAAUGGAUGGUUACAUUACAACUGUAUAUAUUUUAAUACACAUAUCUACAGUAUGUAGAUCUGUGUAUAUGCUUAUCCACAGUUGGUAAAAAAAAGAAGAAAAUUAUAUUCCAAUUAUAAGCACUGAAUUGUUUUGGGUCAUUCACAUUUUCUAUUUCAAGUAAACCUAACACAUUUUUGAGGAAGUCUUAUUUGAGAAAGUAUUUCUCUUUCCUAUAUGCUGUCACAAUUUAAUGUGAUUUGUCACACAGUCCCUGCAAACCAUAUUAAUUGCCAGAUUUCCUGGCUGUCAAAUUGAGAUUCAACAUACUUUACCUCCCCAUCCCAAAUCUCCUGCCAUAUUUUAGCACAGACCCUCGAGUUAUUCCUUUUUCCUAUUUGGUGAUAAAUUCAUAGAGACGUUUGUGUAUCCUCCACCCUCUUGGCUAAAUGAUCCACUUCUCCAUUAGGAAAGCAUGUGCUUGGUAGAAAAGGCUGUGGCGCCACCUGUUGAACGAUAAUAUAAUUUUAUAUCUCAAUUACUAUAUCUUAUCUUGCUUGCUUCUUUGCAGUAACUUGUGUAUUAGUCUAAGUAUAAACAUUGUGUAUCAUGUUUGUUAUUGCCACUUACAACAUAUUGCUUGUCAUGUUUGCUUACUUGUACUGUAAAUUGCUUUGGAUUAAAUGUCUUCUAAAUAAAUGAAUGUGAU
Triplophysa rosa is the source of this 4279-nucleotide messenger RNA. RefSeq names its product prolyl 4-hydroxylase subunit alpha-2-like. Gene Ontology annotation, biological process: peptidyl-proline hydroxylation to 4-hydroxy-L-proline. Gene Ontology annotation, molecular function: L-ascorbic acid binding; iron ion binding; protein binding. The record is from RefSeq and is a predicted model, not a curated record. Lineage: Eukaryota; Metazoa; Chordata; Actinopteri; Cypriniformes; Nemacheilidae. The transcript has 15 exons. Bases 1995 to 3566 code for a protein of 523 amino acids. Gene Ontology annotation, cellular component: endoplasmic reticulum.